GAUUUUCGAGGAAAAACCAGUCUGGAUCUUUUCUGAAUCGGAUUUUAAUCAACAUAUCAAAAUGAAAAACUUGACAGGUGUGGACAAUUGCAUUUUACGUGUUUUAAAUGACGGGCAUUUCGCGCCUAAAUAAAAUAAUGUCACACAAUUUCGUACAUAAGAAGCAUGAAUUGCAUACCUCAAAGAGUCAUUUUGUCCAUUAUUCUAUGUCUCGGAACUAUCAAUAUGUUGGCUCAAAGAGUCAAUUUAAGCAUAGCCAUACUGUGUAUGACAAACCAUACGUAUAUCCGUAAUGAAAACAAAGAAAAUGAUGUGAAUGUGACCGUUUCUUCAUCAUUUCAUUGCAUUCAGGAAAAUUUCAAUGGAACAGAUACCAUGACAGAUGGCCCAUUUGUUUGGGAUCGGCCAAGCCGUGGUGUUCUCCUGGGAAUUAUUUUCUGGGGUUAUUUCCUUGGUCAGAUACCAUCAGGUAUUUUAAUACAAAGUUUCAGUGUUCGUUGGGUGUUGUUCACAUCUUUAAUCCUGUUGAGUAUGUCGACAUUCUUUGUUCCACUGGUGGCAACAAAGUCAUUGUAUUUAUUCUAUGCUUUUCGAAUAUUGACGGGAUUAGCAUCAGCAAGUUGGUUCCCUGGAUUUUACCAGCUUUGGGCUGCAUGGGCACCUCCAAAUGAGCGUGGACUUUUGAUUGGAUUCGCUUAUGCAGGGAUUCAUAUUGGCAGCGCCAUUACAAUGCCAAUUACUGCAGCUUUGUGUCAAACAUCAAUUGGAUGGUCAUUAGUAUUCUAUUUUUAUGGCGCUAUUAGUUUUGCUUAUUGCAUUGUCUGGUUUAUAUUUGUCUACGAUGAACCUAAACUACAUCCAAGAAUAUCUACUAAAGAAAAACUUUAUUUAGAAUCCUGUUGUCCAGUUAUAAAAAAGAGGAGUGGAAAACAAAAAAUUCCUCUAAAAUCCAUUUUAACGUCAUUACCUGUUUGGGCGUUUGUUGCUGUCAACACGGGACUGGACUGGAAUUUGUAUACAUUUCUGACUAGUGUACCAACGUAUAUGCGUGAAGUAUUAAAGUUUGAUUUUCAGCGGAAUGCUGGAUUAUCUGCAUUACCUUAUAUUGGUAUGUGGAUAGGACAAGUAUUAUUCGGUUGGAUAUCGGAUAUAUUAUUAACUCGAAAAGUUGUAAGUGUUAGUUAUGUGCGAAAAUUAAUGAAUAGUAUAGGUAAGUUGUAUUUUCAACUGUGAUGUUUUUAUAUCACUAUUAUUAUUAUUAUUAUUAUCUUAUAUUUACUCCUUUACCUUCAGAAGAGAACAUAGUGCUUCAAGCUUAAGCUUUGAAGCUUCACUGGUAGUUGGUUCCAAGUCUAAUGCUCAACUUUCCCUCUUUACCAGGCUUACUAACGGUUAAGAGAGGUUUAGAAAUGGAUUGGCCGAGAAUCUAACCGAGUAUUCUGCAGCUGGACCACAGAUGCGUUUUUAUGUAGUCUAAUUUCACUUCAUCUAAUGUCAACAUCCGUUUCUUCUCAAACACAUAGAGAACUAUUCAAUUGGUAGCUCACCGCAGUUAAAAGUUGCGAUCAUUGUGUGUGCGUGUGUGUGUGUGUUCGAAUGAUUGCUCAUCGUUGAACAUAGAUAGAUAAUGUUCAAUACCUCGAAGCAGCUGGUAUAGAAAAUUGCCUUUCACUUAGCUAACUGUCUAUUUCUUGUUCUAGUAACCCUCGUAGAUGAUUUUAAUUUUUCAAAUGUACCUUAUUUUUUCAAUUUGUCUCUGUUGCAUAUCCCUUUGCUUCACCUGAAAAUACUUGUAUACAUAAUUACUGACAAUUUGAGCUAAGCGAAUCUAAGCUGUGGGCUUCUAAACUGUAUGUAUGAUAUGUAUCCACAUAUAUAUAUUUAUGUGUGUGUGUAUGUUGGUCUCUCUUUCUGUUUGCUCUCUUAGUCUGUGACCCUUUCACUGGUAUGAACUUGUCUCCUUUAACAAUGUAUAUUCCAUUUAUAUUAUAUAUAAUAUGAGUGUCUGUUGACAGUCCGUUGCUUAGUGACAUAUAUCCACAUAUGGUUGUUGACAUGUCUGCUAUAUUCGCUAUGUAUAUUUGGAUUGACACUCCAUUAUAAUUAGCCAUUCAUGUUAAGACUGUCUAAUGAUUUGUUCCCACGCUUUGUCUGGAACAUUCAUAUAUAUUUCGCAUUCACAAUCUUGUGAUUUUACUUUACAACUACUUUACUUACUUACCACUUUGGUGUGAGACCAUUUAUUUUCGUCUCCUUGUGUUUGGACAACAGAAGUAUCAUCGCAAACCUAGUGGUCUUCUGAUUUCCGCCUUCUCGCGUCAGGACUAUUAGUUUCUCGACCAGUCCAUAACAACAAUUUAGCGACGAGUACAUAACAAUGUAAUCGCAAGGAGUGUAUUAUUGUGAGACUUUCUCACUUACAAUAAAACGAUCUAUCAACCAUAAUGAGCAGUUAGAGAAUCACUGGAAAACCACUAGAGUGUACUGGGCAGCUGUUUGAACUUCCCAAUUUCGGAUUUAUUACCGAUACGCACCAAUCUAGGGUUCAAACCCAAGACUUUCCUGUUACGAGGUGAGGUCGUGGAGCAUUCAGGCACUGGGAUCCGAUCCAAUGGCCUACUAAUUCCGGCAUGUUUGGACCGUGUAUUCUU
Trichobilharzia regenti is the source of this 2651-nucleotide messenger RNA. NCBI's taxonomy places the organism in Eukaryota, Metazoa, Platyhelminthes, Trematoda, Strigeidida, Schistosomatidae. The record is from the annotation of a GenBank genome assembly.